GAACUAAUGAACUGAUUCCCUGUCCCAUAAUAAAAAAUAUAUAUACUACUCUUUCUUCGUGGUGUUAUUGCGUGAGAGAGAGAGAGAGAGAGAGCCAUGGCAUCUGCUUUCUUUUGUAUUUCUGCAAUAUUCCUUCUGUUUGUUCUCAUUCAUGAGGUUGUGCUUCUCGAGGGAUCGGAAGAUGCAGCGUUCAGUGAGAGCUACAAUAUCUCAUGGGGAAACGGCCACGUCCAGUCAUUCUUUGCUGGGAGGGAGAUUCAUUUGCUCAUGGAUAAAAUGUCUGGGUCAGGAUUUCAAUCUAAAUUGGACUACUCUUCUGGACUCUUCCACAUGGAUAUCAAAGUCCCAAGUAGGAACUCUGCGGGAAUUGUUACUGCUUUCUACCUGAAGAGCUCCCAAUCGAAUGGACAUGACGAACUGGACUUUGAGUUCUUGGGCAACCUCGAGGGCAAGCCGAUUCAUCUUCAAACCAAUAUAUUUGUCAAUGGCCAUGGCAACAGGGAAGAAAAGAUUCGACUCUGGUUUGAUCCUUCAAAGAAUUUCCACUCCUACAAAAUUCUGUGGAAUAGAUACUUGACAGCGUUCUUGGUGGACGAGAUACCGAUCAGGGUGUUCAUGAACAAGGGGGUGGCGUACCCAAGCAAGGCGAUGCAGGUGAUGGGGAGCCUGUGGAACGGCGAGGACUGGGCGACCAACGGCGGCAAGGACAAGAUCAACUGGAUGUACGCGCCAUUCACGGCCAGCUUCAGAACCUUCUCCAUCGAUGGCUGCCCCGCCUUUGAGGGCGGCCCUCAGUGCUACUCUUCCAAGUACUGGUGGAACGGAGGAGGGUACGCCGGUCUCUCCCCGAAGCAGAUCCUCGCUUAUCGGAUGAUUAGGAAAAGGCACCUCGUUUAUGACUACUGUACCGACCGACGUCGGUAUCCUGUCCCUCCCCCAGAGUGCUCCCAGACAGUUUAGAUCUCCCUUUUUUUUUUCUUUUCCAAUUUCUCUUUUGUUUUUGAAAAAGAAAAUCGCAUACCUUCUUGGGUUCUGGAUCUUCCAAUAGCUGCAACUCAUAGCCGCAAUUUUUGUUCUUUCUUCCUGUAGAUGUCAUGAAUAUCUUAUACUGAAAAGCUUGGGAGUUUAGCUCGACA
Molecule: messenger RNA, 1136 nt
Organism: Nymphaea colorata (pocket water lily)
Lineage: Eukaryota; Viridiplantae; Streptophyta; Magnoliopsida; Nymphaeales; Nymphaeaceae
Product: xyloglucan endotransglucosylase/hydrolase protein 3-like
Exons: 4
Coding region: 97-960 (287 amino acids)
Biological process (GO): cell wall biogenesis; xyloglucan metabolic process
Cellular component (GO): cell wall; apoplast
Molecular function (GO): hydrolase activity, hydrolyzing O-glycosyl compounds; xyloglucan:xyloglucosyl transferase activity
Source: RefSeq, a predicted model, not a curated record